Molecule: messenger RNA, 2209 nt
Organism: Triticum urartu
Lineage: Eukaryota; Viridiplantae; Streptophyta; Magnoliopsida; Poales; Poaceae
Source: RefSeq, a predicted model, not a curated record
UCGACCCGAAACCCUGCCGAAACCCACCGCGCUCCAUCUGUUCCGGCGGAAGAUGAGGUUUGCGGCGGCGAACACGCCGGGGCAUUGCCGGGCUGGGAGGUCUACCACGGCACUUCUGUUGCUGAUCCGGGCUUUCGGGUCAGUGCUGCCGUCCUCGGGGGCACCUGAACCAUCUCGGCCCCAGCCGCCGCAACAUGGAUCUGGGGCAAUCCCACUGGGGAUCGCGGGUCUGCAAGCCCGAGGGCUGCAUUUGGUGCGCACGUCCGCGCCAUGGGAUCAGAGCCCGCAUCAUCCAGUUCUUCUGAGCAGCCGAUACCUCCUCUUGGGCAGCCGGGUCUACAUCCUCCUGAUGACAACUCGUGUUUCUCUAAUGCUGCCUUAGUCAACCAUAAGCUGAAGACCAGAGACCCUCAUGAUUACCUCACCAAACACAGACCUGUGGAGAAGGUUGUGCUGUAUGGUGAUAAAACUGAAUCGUCAAUCGUGUCGGAUUCAUUUCGUCAUGCGCUGGGUACCGCAAUCGUGUCAAUCUUCAAGAGCAGAAAGGGAAAGUUUGCAUUUAGGCAUCCUUUGGACCUGAGAAGCUGGAGAGUGAAUGCCUUUGGCGGAUUUGAGGUGGCAAAUGGCACUCCAAUUAUUAAGAAGGCCUCGGAAUAUGACACAAUGCAUGAUUUUUAUGAGCUAGGUGUCUUUGCAGAGUUCUGCCUUCUGCACUUCGGGGGAGUUAUUCCUGAGCAGUUCAGCAAGUUGAUCGAGAAGCUGAAAAACCCCACGACAGAUAAAGGUUAUGCUAUUAUGGUAGAUCCAUGCCUCGUUCCAACUCAUCUUUGGUCUCUCGCUUUUCUGGAUGCCUUCCAUACCGUGAUGCAUUUGAUGUCUCAAGAAGAUAGGGAACUGAUACUGAAGAAAUUGGAUGUUCACUGCCAAGGUUGGAAAGCCGAUAUGCUCCUAAAUCAACUUUCAAAGUGCUAUGUUAUGUUUAUUGGCCCUGACGAAACCCUUAAAACACGCGGCGAAGAUAGCUCGAGAGCUUUCCUUGAGUGCAUUAGACAUGCCCUUGCACAUCCGUUGGAUUAUAUUGGCAGGUUGGAGAGGCUUGGAUUCGAAAUUCACAGCAAGCAGGAUCUGUACAAAGUUCUGAGGGAGAAAGGUGGUGACAGGCUGCUUUCUCUUCUGUUUGACCUUCUACCAGUAAAAUAUGUGAAGAAAUUAGCGCUGGAAUGGUAUCUGUGCCGGGAACACUCCUCCUGUUGUCCAUAUCCCACAAACUGUAUAAGGCGUGUUUUGAGGAAACAUGACCUUUGUCGUCUUGAUCCAGCCACCGUCAACAGAUUGACUUGGUUGAAGAUGGGAAAUAAGAUGAAUGAACAGCUCUUCGUUCCAAGUGGAGUCCUCAAUACCUGGAAAGUCUUAUAUUCAGAAAAUGGGCCAGCACUUAAGGAGUUUUGGGAUAUGUGUGACACAAUUAAAAGGCACUCAGUAUGGACAUGUGAAGGAAAUGAUGACAUUGGUAAUUGCCAUGCCCAUGAGAUGGUCAACAAGACCUGUGGUCUGAUGAUGCACAUGUACCCUUGUCGCAGUUAUUCAUUUGGUCGAAUGAUUGUCAUGGGUCCCAAAACAGGGCCGUACAAAGUCAAGGGGGUCUGGGUGUUUCCAGGGGCUGAAGUCCCACGCUUCUUGAUGAAUAUACACGGCAUGGAUUUCUACAGUUGGACCAAGGUGGACAUUUCCAUUGAGAGACAAAAAACAAUGGUCGAUGACAGCCUGAGUGCAACAGUUGUGCAUCAAAAAUCAGAGGACAGUGGCCAUGAGGAGGUGGUUUCAGCAAUUUGCUUUUGAGCCCUUGAUAAGUGAAAUGUAAAUACUUAUGCUGCAAUCCUUCAGUAAGUCUUUGGCGUAUGGCUGAGGUUGACCUGAACAUCUCCAGUGUCUUGUGUGCCGAAUGCCAUCUGGGAAUGAAUGUCUGAGCUGGGUACAUCUGAAUGCCCCCCUUUGAGGUCAAGAUGUUUCUUCAUGAAAAAUCUUCUUCCUACAACCUGAAUGUCUAAUUUUCAGCCAGGACCUUAUCUGAGUACUCAGUUACCAUGGGUUUUUGACCUGAUGAAUGUUUAAUUUUGCUGCCCCCUAACUGAAUGUUCAGUUUUGCUGCUGUAUAUAAUCAUCAAGGCAUUCUGUAGUGCAAUUUAUCUUGUCCCAAUGGUAUGAAUGG